AAUAAUUGCUAACACGUCAUGCUGUAAUUCAAAUAAAAUCUUUUGAAAUUUAAUAUUAUCCUUAUAUACCAACAUUUUAGAGAUUUUAUCCCAAAAAGAAAAAUUUUAGAGAUAGAGGUUUUCCAGUAAAGGUAAUAAUAACUGGAGAUAGAGUUUUUACAAUGGAAUGUGCUGGCGAUUAUAUUCCUUAUUAAUACUAAAACAACCCCAAAAUAUGGAUUAAUAUAUGGCUUUAGCCCCCAAAAAAAGAAGUUAAAACUAAUAUAAAAAUUUAGGAGCCUUCUCUUUCCGAAACCAUUCACUUUUUCCUACUACAUUAACACUUUUGUGUAGAUAUUAUUCGUGUUACAUAGCAGAAAUGAUUCUUACACAAUCAAAACAAACCUAGCCACUACAAUGUCGAACCACGCGCAACAGCCUCCAAGACCUCUGAUGAAGCAACACUCGUGGUCACCGGACAUGAAUCGCGAAGAGGCUUGGCUGCGUAAGAAAAAGAAACGCCCACUGGAUCUCCUUCCUCGCAGCAAGAGUGUCACAAACGACGAUAUCGAGGAGCUUAAAGGCUGCUUCGAGCUUGGGUUUGGGUUUGAAACAGAAUCUCCUGAUUUGAAUCCAAGGCUCUCCCUUACAAUACCCGCUCUCGAUUUGUAUUGCGCGGUUCAUAGACAGUACAGCAACCAUUUGUCUAGAACGUCUUCAUUCGCGUCGGAACAUGAAGUCAGCAACUCCAACAGCACCACAACCAUCGUCGACAAAGGUGAUGACCGUAAGACGAUGAAGCAGAAGCUGAAACAAUGGGCUAAGGUGGUCGGGUUUUCGGUGCGGCACUCUUCCGGGAAACCCAAAUUGAUGUCAGAAGAAUGACAGUUUUGUAAUAUAAUGUUAACAAACACUAAAAUGUUUAAUAUAUGAAUGUUAGUGGAUAAGACACCGUCUUGUCAAAGUUUAUGUGAACCGAUUAAAAGAAAAAUUAUCGA
Messenger RNA from Arabidopsis lyrata subsp. lyrata, 977 nucleotides. RefSeq lists its product as uncharacterized. NCBI's taxonomy places the organism in Eukaryota, Viridiplantae, Streptophyta, Magnoliopsida, Brassicales, Brassicaceae. The transcript is spliced from 2 exons. The record is from RefSeq and is a predicted model, not a curated record. Bases 397 to 864 code for a protein of 155 amino acids.